Messenger RNA from Phyllopteryx taeniolatus (common seadragon), 8383 nucleotides. RefSeq names its product transmembrane protein 198-B-like. The record is from RefSeq and is a predicted model, not a curated record. Bases 4809 to 5900 code for a protein of 363 amino acids. Gene Ontology annotation, cellular component: cytoplasmic vesicle; plasma membrane. Gene Ontology annotation, biological process: positive regulation of canonical Wnt signaling pathway. The transcript is spliced from 5 exons. NCBI's taxonomy places the organism in Eukaryota, Metazoa, Chordata, Actinopteri, Syngnathiformes, Syngnathidae.
UCGCACCACCUGCUGUCAAACGGCGGAUGGCCAGAAAGAUUUGGAAUGGUUAUCGAUCCGGUUAACCGGAUGGCCGCAUCGCGGUCGAUGGUUUUCGUGGUGAGGACGGAUGGCAAUUGCAACGUGAGCCGCAAACAUGGGGGCUGCUGUUUUCAACCCUGAGGUCUCCCGGCGGUCCACGAAGGCAGCGCAAAGCCGUUUGUGCAAUUAUUCCCGAUCAAGCAGUUUUGUUAGAGGCUACAGACUCGAGGUCCGGGCGUAGACGUGCAAGAUGCACAAUAUAAACAACAGCAAGAUACAAAUAUACGGAUACACAAAAUGUCAUCAUGUUUUCCCAAAAGCGUCAUCCAAGUGGCGUGCAACUGUGCCAAUGUCUCUUGCACUGGUUCCUAGCACUUGUUUUACAAUACCGGAUGAUUUCAUUGUUUGAGUCAUUCAUCCCACUACUAUAUCCUACUAGUGCGCUGAAUUGGUCAUGUGCUAGUACCGCACUAGUAGAAUACGCAGUACGUUUUUACCUCAAGUGUCUCGACAUUUCUGUGCACUAGGUGAACAACUGUGCCUUAGAGUAACAUUUGUCCACUACGAGGGGCACUUUUAGCCUACAGUACACGAUAAAAUAUUUGAUAUCAGCUUCAAGUCCAUGAUGAACGAGUAUAUUGUGCUCUAGGAAAUUCAGCGUGAAAUUGUUUUCCCUCCAACUUGGCCCAUUUUUGAGCAUUUGUUCAAUAUCCUUGAGCUAUAGCUUAAGGACCAUGUACCAGUCCGCUCUUUGUUAUCACUAGUAAGACAAUUAAGUCCACUAGUAGAAGGACUAGAGCGCACUGGUAGAACAAUUACAUGUUACUAGUGUGGCAGACCUGUGCAUUAGUUUAUGUGUGCUAUUAGGAGAACUAGUGAAGCACUACUUGUUAACUCGUAGAAUUUUACGUGCCACUAGUAAUACUAAUAGCAUGCAAUUGUCAACAAAUGCACAGAUUUGCCUCACAAGUAACAUGCAGUUGUUCUACUAGGGCACCCUAGUCAUUCUACUAGUCCACUGAAUUGUCUUAUAUGGCAUGUUUUUUGAGUAUUUAUUCAAUAUCCUUCUUGUGCUGCGAAUUGUCCACGUACUACUACACACUCCUCACUUGUAUGACAAUUGGCAUGUACAAUAACAUGUAGUUGUUCUACUAGUGCACCCUAGUUUUUCUACUAGUGUGCAGAAAUGUCAUACAGUUGUGGAAGGCACUAGUGUACAAAAACAGUUCAGGGUGUACCCCGCCUCUCGGCCAAAAGUCAACUGGGAUAGGGUCCAGUCCACCUGCGACCGUCACCUAACUAAUGAGGACAAGCGCUAUUGAAAAUGGAACAGUAGGAUGGAGUUAGUUGUUCUAUAUUUGUUCUAUAGACACCCUCAAGAUGUCUCUGCUCCUCUGGCAUCAGUUCUCCUGGGAUUGAUUCAGUGGCAGGAAAAUAAAGUACGAAAUGGAUGUGGGCAUGUUUUGUAGCUUUCUGACAUUUAUAUGAGUGAGAGUGAUGGGAUGCCGACCACUUGGGUGGGCUACAUACGAGGAAAUCUCAUCAUUUGAUUGACAAUGUGGGUGAGGCGUCUUAAUCGAGUGGGCGUCGUAAAUAAAUAUGAGAUUGCGAGACUGCCUCAUUUUCACACAGGUUUUAGUAAUUAAGCUGAACAUAAUGACUAGGUCGCUAGCUAACAGCAGUUCUACAGCGCACUAUCCAAAAGAGCAUGUCUGUGGCAUUAAUCCGAGCAACAGAAAAUUCAUUUAAUUAGCCAGUCCCUCAACCAUCAUGUUAACUACGUACGAAUUUACAAUGUCGAAUUUAUAAUAAUAAAUAUAAAUCAAAGAUAAAACAUAAAACGGUUAAACAUAACAUAGCUUAAAACCAAUAAAAUAAAUAAAUAAAAACAAGACACUGAAACAAGAGCAGAGUCUCAAGAUAAGGAGGACAAACGAGGAAUAAAAUUGUGUUUUAAGGCGGGUUUUAAAAUGUAUGGUGAGGGUGCUUGUCUAAUAUGCACCGUGAAGUCAUUCGAUAAUUUGGGACCAGCAAUAGAAAAAAGCUCCAGAAGCAGCUGGUGUGGUACCAGGCAGGAGCGUAGGGAUGGUGCAGUUCGGAGAGGUAAGGCCAUUCUCUAAAGACCAUUUAGAGAAUUGAAAACUUAACAGCUGAAUCAUAACAUGAACUACAAAGUUCACAGGCAUCCGCACAGAAUAGGAGGUAUGUGUUCCGGUUGUGAGGCGAACAGCAGCAUUUUCUACCAACUGGAGACAAUUGAGGGAGGACUGGCUGGCUCCAAAGGAAAGUGCAUUUCUGUUGUCCAACAGAGAUGUGAUGAAGGCAGUGGAAAAAAGCUCCAGUUUGGGGAAAUGUCCUCACACAAAUCAACAUAGAUGCUUAGAUUUUGUCAGUCAUGCUCGCAAUAGUGUUUCUAUGGUAACUUGGGACUGUCCUGCCCCACACAACACAAAAAGAGCACGGAGAGAUGGCACAGAGGUAAUGAAUACAGCAACAGCCUUAUAAAAUAAUAUUCUGGAUAAAAUAUUAACUACAUAUGGGAAGAAAGCUUGAGAAAUUGUGUGCAAAGUGGUGCUAGCUAACUGGACUGUGGAAGCAUGUCGACUGUCUCGUGUGACAGGCUAAGGGUUGUGUGCAAGUGGUUACCAUAUCAGCGCAGUCAGAGACUUCCGUGCAAGCCCCGCGGCUCAGUGAGAGUUUGUGAGGGGGAAAAAAACCCAACAACAUGUCAGUUUAGAUCCGGUCAUGUGUGAUCAUCACCCCCUUCUCAGCCUGAUCUCCUUGCGACGCCUCCACGCGGCUCGUUUGUUUGUUUAGUUCCACUAAAGAACGGUUGCUGUUGUCCAUGGCAACAAGCAUCAUUGACAUUCCUCGGCUCACGCUGCAGGGAGGCGUCUUGGUUCCUUUUUCGCUCAGGCUGAGAGGCGACGGGAAAAGAGGAGGCUUUGUCAGAGGAGGUCGGCACUUACAUUGUGAUGAGUAGCUGCAUACGAAGGUGGGCGGCCUGAGAACCACCUGCAGCAGUGCAAAGUCCAAAUGCAGCACACGGAUUGGAGGCAGAGAUCAUGAGGUCAAUGAAAAGAGGUGUCAGAUAGUUGAAAAUGCUUACCCUUUUCAAUCGCACAUAGGGUUGCAAAUGAAGCAAACAUUUACGAUACAUUUUUAUUGGCCCUACACGUGAAGACGAGUGGUAUAGAAAAUGAAUGGCUGGAUAGGAAACUUUCCUUAGGAAUUCUUGAGAAUUUAUGGGAAUUGACUGGGAAUUGAGGGUCAUUUCAUGGAAAUGUAUCAUCUUCAUACGUAAAUAUAAACAUUUAGUUUUGUCAUAAGCCGAUCUCCUUGCCUGCAUCAGAAGGCGUUGGCUGCUAUCAGAUUCUGAUGUUUUCAUAACCUUGUACAAAAAUAUCGCAGUUUCAAAGCAUCACAGUAUUGCGAUUAAAGCUCCAAAAUGUAUUAUUUUUGAAUGUUUGAGUAAAUAACUUUUUACAUUGAAGGCAAUCUAUUUUAUUUUUAGACAACAUAGACUAUUUGGCACAUUAAUAAAUGUAAAAAGAAAAUAAACAAUUCGCUUUUUAUGACUAAAAUCCAAAUGUAGUACAAAAGUAAAAGUACUUAUUUCUCAGAAAAUGAGUAGCUACUUCUCUGCUCCACUCCGCUUUGUGAAGUAAUGUCAGAGCAGAAACGAGCCUACGUUAGCAAAGCUAGUUAGCCAUCUUGUCUGCCUCGGUAGCAAGUCUAUAGUAUUUGUUUCACCAAUUGUAUAAAUUUCACGCGCUAAAUUUUGUAACUGGUUACAAAUGUUUAUAUCAAGACAGCUUUGUAUUAAUAAUAAUGUUACUUUGAAUUUGUCGAAGAGUAAUUGGUGGCGAUCUUGUAAAUGUGAUAUUGUAUUAGAAGUAUUGCCUCCUCGAGCAGCCACUCUUCGUUGGCACAUUUUGCAUAUUCUUGCACAUACCAACAACAUGAAAGGGAAGGGUCGUGUCCCUUUGUCUUCACCGACUACUCAAAAAGCAAACAAACAAACAGCACUUACCGCUGAUGGAAAGUUUGAGUGCUUUUGAAACCAUGACUUUUGAAAACAAUAAUCGGCUACAGUACAUUGCAGAACCUCAAUUGCUCCAUGUUUUCUUUUUUCUUCUUCUUUCAUUUCGCUCAACCGGCGGCGUAUCCAAAGCUCGCUUGUAACUCAAAUUAUGGUUCGCAACACAGGAAAAAGCAUAAAAAAUCUACCAAGUGACUGCUUGUAUGUAAAAAAAAUACUGGUAAAUUAGGACUACUCAUAAGUCAAGGCACCACUGUACAUGCAUUUUCCACAAAUAAACAUUUUCAAAAUUCCAGGUUUAUACCCAUUUAGUUACAUUAUUUCCCAUGGAAAGUUUCAACCUUUAAAUUUUGUGCCCCGAGUUGUACCACCAUGUCGUGUGUGUCAGGUUUAGACCUGUCUUACACGUGAUGCCACACAGUCACGCUUUCCACAGCAGCCUCAUAUCGAUCCACAUCAGCUGGUCUCUGGACAGUAACAGUGAGCCGCAAUAAUCUAGUAGAGCCACUCAGAGCUUGCCGUGCCCGCUUUUUGUUGCCUGUGACUUCACAUGGCGUGCGAAUACAACAAAGAGGUCGCUGGGUGCAUUGAGUCAUUUGAGGAUGAGAUGCUAAGGAGAUACCGUCAGGUCAGCGUGAAGGCAUGCAGCCGACCGGUGCUCCAUAGUCUCCCCAUACGCUGGCCUCUCAUCUGAUCACCUCUCAUCCUUCAUUUCGUGGGUUCUCCAUUCUUCUUUUUGCUCAUCAUGACGACCACCCUGGAAACACUGCAGACUCGCCCCGAACUGGAGCUGAGCCCCAGGCUGCUGAACGGAUGCGACGACUCGGUUGGCCGCUACAAAGUAGUUCCCUCCGUAGUCUGCUCCAUGUGCUGCCUCUUUGGUGUCAUUUACUGCUUCUUUGGCUACCGCUGCUUCAAGGCUGUGAUGUUCCUGACAGGCCUGAUGUUUGGCUCGGUUGUCAUCUUCAUGCUCUGCUACAAGGAGCGCGUGCUGGACACCCAGCUGAGUGUGGAGGCCUCGGUGGGCAUCGGCCUGGGCAUCGGCACGCUGUGUGGCCUGGUCACCAUGCUGGUUCGCAGCGUGGGCCUCUUCAUGGUCGGCCUGCUGCUCGGCCUGCUGGUGGCCGUGGCCACCUUGGUGGGAAUGGAGGAGCUUUCCCACAGCCCGCCACGCUCUGUCUGGGUGCCUCUGGGCGUGCUGCUUGGCCUGGGCAUGCUCUUUGCCGUGCUCACCCUCCAGUGGCAGCGCAUCUUCACCACGCUGUCCACAGCCGUUUUCGGCGCAGCUGUCAUCACCGUAGCGCUGGACUACUUUGUGGAGCUCUUUGCGCUCGUUCUGUACAUGUACGAGCGGAUGAAAGCCGUCCCCGGGAAGCCAGUUUGCUGGCUUACGUGGGUGGUGCUGGGGGUGUGGCCUGCGCUCACGCUGUUGGGAGUCGUGGUCCAGUGGAAGGUGACUGCUGAAGGCUACUCGCAUACCAAGGUCAUCAUUAGUCGUCAGCAGAGGAGGAUGCAGGUGAUGCGAAUUCGCCAACGGGAUGACCGCUACCGCCACAAGAAGAAGAAGAAGAAGCAUCUCGGGUCCUCCUCCAACCAAAGCCAAGCCAAGCAACUCCACCAGGAACCUGCCCAUCGCCGCAAGCCAAACCCAAUUCGCCGCUAUGACACUGAUGUCCUCUCACCUAGCUACAUCCAGAAUUUCCGGGACCGACAGGUGCAGGCUCAGCCUUUCCCAGGACAGCUCCUCGGUGGGCCACACGCCGUGGUGGAAGUGGGCUACGAAUCUGGCUCGACGGCGCCCCUCACUGGGGCCACGGGACCUUCCCUACGACUCUAAUACGUUACCUUGACUCAGUCAAGAAACACUGACUGUACAUGCACCUGUGCGUGCACACCCGUGCCAGUUGUAUCCAUGCACAGUGGAUGGGGAAACGCUUCCACUCAUGACCUCCUCUCACUGCAUGAUUUCACUCACACGCUGAAACACACAAACACACAUACAGCAGCUUGUAUGUGAUGGGUCGUCAUCUGUUUCAGCGCCUCAGAUCACAUCAGGGAUCAGAAUGCAGACCCAACUCAGGCACUGGCAUUCUCACAACAACAAAAACAGAUGAUCUUCAAUCUGCAGGUCCCUUGUGCCAUCUGAAUUCCAUUAGUCAACUUUCUAAUGGGCCUUGUCCCUCUUGGUGCUGGACCAUAAUGUCUUCAAGUGGAUUUUGCUGUAAUGGGUGCCUUGCUCCUCCUGUCACUAUGGAGGGGUGUUCUGCCAGCGUUUGGGUGCUCACACAGGGUCACAUUUGAUUCGGGGCUUAGCUUGUUGUCUUUACCAUGCCAGGACCUGUGAGGAGAGAGUGCACGUUGAGCCAACUACAGUUCUAGAAAGCCAUAUGGAUAGUGGCACUUUGCCACAACUCUCCCAAACACACAUGCUGGAAACCACAGACACAAUUUCUCACAGCUUGCAUUCAGUGCCACCUUCACACAAUCUCAUCAGAACCCCAAAGAUCAUUUUGAGCUCUAUCAUGCUCAAGCUCAGUGUUUCUCAAAUUUUACUGAUCCAACCCACAUAUUUUACAUUACAAAAAUCUCACGGCACACCACCAAACAAAAGAUUUUACCAAAAGUACUGUAUAUAUGUACUGAAAUAAUGAUGGUCUCAUCUCAAUUUACUCAAUGUGAAAUGUGGGUCUAUUUAGUUAAGCACAUUAUUCUUUUUUUUUAUGAAUGGCAACAGGUGAAUGCACCGGUUAAAUGGAGCUCCCGCUAGCAAAGUGACAAGUGGCCACCAUCUUUAUGGAAUUUUCUAAAAAACAUGGAAUGAGCACUUUAAAUGCCUCUAAACUUAUCCAUUACAAAUAAAUUGACGAAAAUAUCAUGGAUGACUAAAGUAAAUUACAUUUCUCAUUCUCAUGAAAAAGUGUUGGAUAUGCGCAGUUUAAGUUGAGUUUUUAGGGCAAGUGACACCGUUUGAAAUGUAAUUUUGACGCGUCCACUUGGAGGGCCCCUCGAAAUUUAGGCCCAGCUUGUUGUUGGAUACUUUUAUCUGAAACUUGUCAGCCAGUUGGAGAAGAGCUUUCCCGAGUAGCAGAUGGAACGAAAGGGUUGAGGAGAUAUGUUGAAAAAUAAUUACAUUGUACUGUUUCACUCUAAUUUAAAGGCAUUUUUGACCAGAUUUUCAAAAGGCGAUAUACAAAAACGUUCCCCAAAAAGCCAAUUUUUUCCAAUACAAAAUAAUAACUAUCUUUUUCUUGAACCUAUCAUCUGAUUUUCAAAAUCCUUGGUGCAUUGUACUCAGGUUAAAGGGGCCAUUCCAACCAGACUCAGCAUUUUGACACUCAUUUUUAGGAAAUCUUGUCACAUUGCUACUUCUACCAAGUAGUGGAAUAGCGAAAUGCUUGUUCUGUCUUGUCACUUUAUGUCGCUGGCAUAGCUUGAUGCACAAACAUACAUUAUUUGCAGUAAAUACAUUUUCGGACCAAUGAAUAGAAAUGGGAUAAUUUCCCAUGGCACACCGGAUGAUCUCUUUCACACUAAUGUGGUUGGGAGUUACUUCUAGCUUCAAGCACUUGAAGCAUUCUGUUUCGGUUGGAGCGUUGAGGUUUAAUGCAUUGCUUCUAUGGUCAGAUACGUUUCACCUUCUGUUGUUGUCACAAAGCGACCUGUUAACAUCAUUAAGUGUCAGAGAGGCAGAUUAGGCUGUGGAGAGUCCCUUAAUGGCAUCAUUUCUGUAAAAAUAUGAGUCUUGACCUUUGUAAAAGCAAGGAGAGAAUGUAAAAUACAUUAUGUUUGCAUGAACUAAAGCCCCCUCACGCAUGAUAGUGGCUUCCUUUAGUCUCCAAAAACCCACAAAACCCUCAGUGUGCACCCAAGUCAACUUUUACAGAAGAACAAAUUGUCGUCUUUCUCUGUUAUCCUUCCUUUGGUUGGACUCUAUAAGGAAACAAUUGUUUUUCCAUUGGGAUGUAGUUUUAUUCCAACACUAAAGCAUGCCUUCCUGUGGCCCAGUGUGCUGUCAGUGUAUGGGAGUUGUUGUUGUUUUUUUUUUGACACAUAAAGUUCAAUGUAUUUAUUUUUUAUGAUUGCAGAUUGAACAUCUCAAGAACUCAUUGGUGCACAGAUACCCAUUUGAGUUGCUCACACUCUCCAACACUUCUCUCAGCCCACACAUCAAAAGACUUUUAUCUCCUCCAUCUGUCUACUCUUGAUAACAUGUUCUCUAACCUGUCUGUAUAUGUAGAAAUAUGUAGAUAAAAUCCAUUGCUACAUGCACAAACACAUUGAUAAUAAACUGGUGAUGUUAAUCACAUCACUGUUGGUUUA